Messenger RNA from Coregonus sp. 'balchen', 7202 nucleotides. The record is from the annotation of a GenBank genome assembly. Lineage: Eukaryota; Metazoa; Chordata; Actinopteri; Salmoniformes; Salmonidae.
AUGGAUAACUUGGAGAAGCAGCUGAUUUGUCCCAUCUGCCUGGAAACAUUUACCAAACCAGUGGUCAUCUUACCGUGUCAACACAACCUCUGUAGAAAGUGUGCCAAUGAUAUCUUUCAGGUAAAGUAGGCCUGCAAUUACAUUGGAGUAUUGGAAAGUAUUUUAGGACAGACUAGUAUGUGAUAGACCUAUAGAUUAAACUGUGUCUACGCUAUUAUCCAUAGACUAUUUCUGUUUGUCUAUAUCUAUAACAACUAGUUUGACUGUAUAUUGGGGGAUAUUGUUUUUGCUUGUUUCUUGUCUAGGCACAGGCUACAGGUGUAGGAUCUUAAUUGUAUCACCCUUUUGUUGCAGGGGAUUUCCUGCACAGCAAGAAAUGCAAACUUGUAGUGUAUUCAAUGUUUAAAAGGCUUUUAAAGAUUGUAAUUUCCACUUUACAUUUUCAGACUUGAUUUGCCCUUACCAAAAAUGUAUCAACCCCUACAACAAUGUCCAAUAAUUAUAAUCCACACAAUAAUUCAAAUUUCCUGUUGCUGCAGGGUCAAAUUAAGAUCCCACAUCUGUAUGUACUGUAGCCUACACCAGAUCCUCUGUAUUGUUCUCAUUUUAUGCUUUGUAUUAUCUUGUUGCCACGAGCCAUUGCAGUGUUCAAUCUCAGCUUUGUACAUCCAUGUAAUUUUGUGUAGCCUCAAAUGUGACUACAGUUUUCACAUGAAAUAGUAGGCAUAAGCAAUAAUAGGUGUUACAUUUGGUCUACAUUUUAAUAUGUUCCAUCCUGUCUAGGCCUCCAACCCAUAUCUCCCAACCAGAGGGGGGUCCGUGACCUCUGGUGGCCGUUUCCGGUGCCCGUCCUGCAGGCACGAGGUGGUCCUGGACCGCCAUGGGGUCUAUGGGCUCCAGAGGAACCUGCUGGUGGAGAACAUCAUUGACAUGUUCAAACAGGAGUCCACCAGGUGAGAGAGUCGUACACUAUAGGAGUCCAAAGGAAAAAUAGUACUUCCGGUACAUGGACUUCGCUUUCCAACCCAGGUGCAUGAACAGAUGAGCAAACUGGGGGGAAACUAUGUGCUCCAUGUACUUGCUAGCUUGUUACAGGGUUCAGUACAGUUCUUAUUACAGUAAUCAUUAAAAAAAGUAAUUAUUAAAGAAAGUAACCACCACCACCACCAUCAUCACUACCAUAAGUGGCCCAAUUUGCAGGAUCCUACUAUACCACAGACUGAAAGCACAGACAUCCAGUUACUCCAUUUUGUGAGUUUUGGCCUAAAUUCAUUUCUAUGUGUAAUUUCCUUAGCUUUCCAUAUUCACUGUUCCAUUACCAGGGUUUAAACUACUUCCAAUAUGUCACUGAAUUUCUUACAAGAAGACGGAACAGUGAAUUCUAAAAGUAGGUCAGUUAGGGCAUUGAACAGUGAGAUACUCAUAAUGAUAGCAAUGUGACAUUUUCUCUUCUGAUAGAUAUAUAAAAAACUCAUACACCUACAUGCAAAACGUGUUAAAACCUUGCUGUUGAAAUUUGAUAUUUUUCCUGAGUCCUCACCGCAUGACCUGACCACGACAAAGCUGGGCCUUAAACUUCACUAGUCAUGUCAUGUUCUCAGGAAAAGAUCCUGGUGCCACUCAUACUGAAUGAUUUCUUCAAUACUUACUACUUUUUUCACCUUGUGUACUAGACUUCCAGACUGCCUUAUAAAGACACAUGGUGGCUGGUGAACGUGACUAGUAGUAGUUUCGAAACUAGAGUUGAUAAACAAAUAAUGAUGAUGUUCUUUAACCGGGCGGCAGGUAGCCUAGCUGUUAAGAGCGGGGGUUUGAAUCCCUGAGCCGACUAGGUGAAAAAUCUGCCAAUGUGCCCUCGAGCAAGGCACUUCACCCUAAUUGCUCUGGAGUGUCUACUAAAUGACUAAAAUGUAGAUGUUCUCCCUCCAGGAGCCACAGCGAUGACAACAGCUGGAGCUAAAUACAGUCAAGGAAGUACGUAGGUCACAAACAUUGCAUUUACAUGAAGGAUUACUGUUUAUAUUUAACUCCUGUUAAAAUAGGUGUCAGGGUUUUCUAGUGAGAGUGUCAUCUUAUCUUUUAUUACAUUUACAUUUACGUCAUUUAGCAGACACUCUUAUCCAGAGUUACAAAUUGGUGCAUUCAACUUAUGAUAGCCAGUGGGACAACCACUUUUUUUUUUUUUUUUUUUUUUUUUUUAUGGGGGUGGGGGAAGAAGGAUUACUUUAUACUAUUCCAGGUAUUCCUUAAAGAGGUGGGGUUUCAAGUGUCUCCGGAAGGUGGUCAGUGACUCCGCUGUCCUGGCGUCGUGCGGGAGCUUGUUCCACCAUUGGGGUGCCAGAGCAGCGAAUAGCUUUGACUGGGCUGAGCGGGAACUGUGCUUCCGUAGAGGUAGGGGAGCUAGCAGGCCAGAGGUGGAUGAACGCAAUGCCCUCGUUUGGGUGUAGGGUCUGAUCAGAGCCUGAAGGUAAGGAGGUGCCGUUCCCCUCACAGCUCCAUAGGCAAGCACCAUGGUCUUGUAGUAGAUGCGAGCCUCAACUGGAAGCCAGUGGAGUGUGCGGAGGAGCGGGGUGACAUGAGAGAACUUGGGAAGGUUGAACUGCUUUGUGGUGGGUGUUUGGUGCUAUAAGAAUGCAUGAGAUGAACGUGUUGCAUUUAAGCAGGGUUGGGUAGGUUACUUUCUAAAUGUAAUCUGUUAGUUACUAGUUAACCUGUCCAAAAUGUGUAUUAGUAACGGAACUUUUGGAUUACCCAAAUUGAGUAAUGUCAUCUCAUUACUUUCACUUAGAAGAAGAUAAAAAGGAUCCAUCAAACACAUUUGGUGUCAUCAUAGUGGUCUCUGAUUGGUGGUCAUCAUUUGGUGUCAUCAUAGUGGUCUCUGAUUGGUGGUCAUCAUUUGGUGUCAUCAUAGUGGUCUCUGAUUGGUGGUCAUCAUUUGGUGUGUCAUCAUAGUGGUCUCUGAUUGGUGGUCAUCAUUUGGUGUCAUCAUAGUGGUCUCUGAUUGGUGGUCAUCAUUUGGUGUGUCAUCAUAGUGGUCUCUGAUUGGUGGUCAUCAUUUGGUGUCAUCAUAGUGGUCUCUGAUUGGUGGUCAUCAUUUGGUGUGUCAUCAUAGUGGUCUCUGAUUGGUGGUCAUCAUUUGGUGUCAUCAUAGUGGACUCUGAUUGGUGGUCAUCAUUUGGUGUCAUCAUAGUGGUCUCUGAUUGGUGGUCAUCAUUUGGUGUCAUCAGAGUGGUCUCUGAUUGGUGGUCAUCAUUUGGAGUCAUCAUAGUGGUCUCUGAUUGGUGGUCAUCAUUUGGUGUGUCAUCAUAGUGGUCUCUGAUUGGUGGUCAUCAUUUGGUGUCAUCAUAGUGGUCUCUGAUUGGUGGUCAUCAUUUGGUGUCAUCAUACUGGUCUCUGAUUGGUGGUCAUCAUUUGGUGUCAUCAUAGUGGUCUCUGAUUGGUGGUCAUCAUUUGGUGUCAUCAUACUGGUCUCUGACUUGUGGUCAGACUCGCUCAGGUGGAACAAACUUAAACUUGCGCCUUAAACCGAAUGGUGUCAUAAUGCUUUUUUUCCUCAAACAUCCUUUCUGAAUUUAAAUCCAAUAAGUAAUCAUCUAGUUUUUCAAAAGUAUCUGUUAUCGGAUUACAAUAUUUUUGCUGGUAACGUAACUGAUUACAGUUACAGUUUUUUGUAAUCAGAUUACAUGUAACUGAUUAAAUGCUUUUAAGAAUAGGAGCCCCGAGGCCCCUAGCUCUCUACUGUCCUGUAUCCGACAUCACGCUUAACGCUUCAGACUUUAUUUAUGAGACACAACUCUCUUCCGCUUGACACAGAGAGAGGGAUGGAAUGGAGGAGAGGGGUGCUCUGUGUAUUUGAGGACACUCACAGAGAGAAAGAGAAAGAAGGAAAGCUUCCUGUGUAUUUUUGAGUGCUUGCUAGUUUGAAAGAGAGGGCCUGCGUAUAGAUAGUGGAGUAGGGGACCUCUAGCACAACAGAGAAAGAGAGCGUGAGGAGUAGAAGAGGGUCAUGUUGUGUGUCUCCUUGUGUUGUGUUGGGAGUUGGAGGCAGUGUAUCUGUCACUCGGCCGCUGGUGCCCAUAUGAACCCAUAGCCCCACAGUGAGUCAGAGGGGUGAUUCGGUUGGCAAGAGGUUUCCGGUACAAGACAUUCACACAAUGAUAUACUUCCAACUGACGUGGUGUGUGGUGUGUGUGUGUGUAGUGUGUGUGUGGUGUGUGUGUGUGGAGGAAGGAUGACUAAUGCCUGAAUGACACACACCACACUUAGAUACUGUCUGUACAGAUGCUCAUGGCUCAGGAUGUGAUGUUACCUAUCAUGACCUUGUGACUGCAUGGUGGGGUGUUCAGUUAUCAUGGGCAGGCAGCCUGAAUCAAACCAAACUGAUCAGGAGAGGAAGCCACUAUACUAUUACAGUAAGACACACCCGUAGUGUUGGGAGUCUCAGCAUGUCUCCUUCCCCCCUCCAGCAGCCCUAGGCCAGCGGCCCCAGAGAGGACGGAGGAGCGGGCCAUGUGCCAAGAGCACGAGAAUGAGAAGAUCAACAUCUACUGUGUGACCCACAGCGUGCCCACCUGCUCCAUGUGCAAGGUGUUUGGAGCCCACAAGGACUGUGAGGUGGCGCCGCUCAAAAGCAUCUACCAGACACAGAAGGUGAGGACUGACUGAUGUAGGAAAACAUCUUCUUGAAGAGAUGUACAGUACAGUAGGUCAAAUGGGAAAGUUGCCUCCUGAGUAUAUGUCAGUGUAUUGCAACUCACUCAGUGACUGAUGCGUCUUGGCUUCUCGUUGUGUGUGUGUGUGUGUGUGUGUGUGUGUGUGUGUGCGCGCGUGCCCGUGCGUGUGCGUGCUGUUGCGGCCACAGACAGAGUUGACUGACGGGAUAGCAAUGAUGGUGGGGAACAAUGACAGGAUCCAGGGCAUCAUCAGUCAGUUAGAGGAGACCUGCCGGACCAUAGAGGUGAGUGGCCCAGUGUGGCAGCACCUGUCUUUCUGUCUCUGUCUGUCUCUUACACAGCCAGCCAACUGAAACCAGGAUGUUACUGUAAUCAGCCCUCCCACCCCACCCUCCACAGACACAUACACACACACACUUAGAAAAAUUACUAGGUGUUCUACUGCUUGUUUGUUUCUGUCACUCACACAAAUAAACUAGUAAGGUUCCAGAGAUACCUUCUCCUCCCUCACACAUACCAAGAAACACACAGAAAUGAUUCUGCCUUCCGACUCGCUCACACUGAGAAACCAGGAGGAGAAUUGAUGGGGCGAGAGUAGACACCCCUGAUGUGCACACGCACAACACACACACACACGCACAACACACACACACAUUCACACAACACACACACAUUCACACACACACACUGGAGUUGAUGAGCUAGCUAGUAGCUGUACUGGGGAGGAAGCUGGAGCGGCUCCAGUCCCCUCUGUGUCACCCUUGGUGGUGUUACCCAGGAUUGCCAUGCAGAGCUGGGUCGUGUUCACUAGGCACGGAACAGGAGAAAACGCUUGUGUGUGCACGUGUCCAUCUGUCCGUCCGUGUGUGUGUGGUUGCCUGUGUACAGGAGAACGGUAGGAGGCAGAAGUCCCAGCUGUGUGAGAAGUUUGACCAUCUGUACGCUGUAUUGGAAGAGAAGAAGAGGGACUUAAGUUCGAAGUUGGCGGCCAAGCAGGAAGAGAAGCUGAACUACAUCCACGGUUUAACCAAGAAGUAUAAAGAGCACCUGGAGCUGAGCAGUAAGGCUGUAGAGACAGGCAUACAGACCAUGGAGGAGCCAGAGAUGGCCGUCUUCUUACAGGUGACUGACACAAACACACUCCCUCAACAUUCAGGCUUGAAUCGUGAUUUAAGUUUCACAUACUGUAAAUAAGGAAUUUAUAGUAACCCUUCCCAUUUCUUUGUCUUACAGACUGCAAAAGACCUACUGAAAAAGUGAGUACAUUUGCUGCCUAACACUGAUUCUUGAUCAAACAAAGUGUGUUUCAUGUACCACAUUAUUUACAGAUCUAUAGAGACCACACGCAAUAAGGGAAGCCUGACUCUCCGUGUGUGUGUGUGUGUGUGUGUGUGUAUGUGUGUGUGUGUGUGUCAGGAUUGAUGAGGCGUCGAGCACUUCUCACCUGGAUAAGGUGGAGCGUGGAUAUGAGGCGAUGGAUCACUACACCAUCAACUUCUCGAGAGAGGGCAGGGCCCUGCGUAACAUCGACUUCAUCUCCGGUAGGAAGAGUUGGCAGUGAAGCGUCUUAUUAGAGCUGGGCGAUACGGACAAAAAUCCAUAUCGCGAUAAAUUACCUGAAUUGAUGUGAUAAUGCGAUGAACCGAUACGUUUCUAACAUUAAUGUGCGCCACAGUUUUAUUGAUUUAUUAUUCUUUAAACUACUACUACUAGUUUAGUGGUUGUAGCCAUCAAUUGUCCCAUUAACAAUCACCCAUAUUAGCAAACAUUUCAUUUCAAACUUCACAUUUCUCUAGUAUAGGCUACUUAUCAUAAUGAACGAUAUCAGCAAAAUGCCUGGGAUAAGUGAUCUGUAUGGUCGGUGUGGAUAAUUUUCGGUUUAUCAUCCCAGCUCUAGGUCUUCUUGAGUCUCUCUGUGUCUGCCCCUGCACACAGAGGCUCUGUCAUUGUCAACAUCUCAGGUCCUAGAUGGAUGGGGGGUGCAUCACAAUUGUCUUGUGUGGUUUCCUUUCCUUGUUUCCUGUCUGUCGUCUUUAUUAAUCUGAAAACAGGCUAGGUGAAAGCAAUAUGAAGCUUUCCAUGGGCGCUGUUUUUUUUCUUCUUCAUUUAUCCCUCUGUCUAUAGAUGACGAAGAUGAGUAUGAGGAGGUAGAUGGUGGAGAAGCGGAGGGCGGGGCUGGAGUAGAGACACAGGCUGGAGUAGGAGGAGGAACCGCAACACCUGCCCAGCUUCCAUCCCUGCCCCCUCAACUGAGCCAACCACAGAGCGCAGCCAAGCUUGCUGCCUCAACCUAACCAUCAGCCAUUUGCCCAGACCCACCUAAGCCCCACAGAUACUUUCUGCAGGAGUAGGAUGACGUUGUCUCUACACGCUGAUCUAAUGUCCAUUUUGAGUUUUUCCUCUAAUGCAGGGUUCCCCAAUUGGCAGGCCGCAGGCCAAAAAGACUGUAAAAAAACACCAGAAAAUCAGCUCCAAGUGAUUUUAAUUUGGGAAAUCUGUUCCAAAGUAUUCCCACGCAUAAUAUAUAUA